AUGCAAUUUUUGGUAAAAACUGGUGGUAAUAAUGGUGUUGAAGAUUCUAUGGAGAGAAGAACCCACAAGAUUGUAAGGUCUAAUGAUGCUCCAGUUGUAGACAAUGGUGAGGAUUCGGGUGUGAACAAAACACAGGUGGCGUUAAAAUGUCCAGUUGGAAUGUUCCGAUGUGAGGACAACCAAUAUUGUAUUCUUCAGCGUCAAAAUUGCGACGGACAUGCAGAUUGCCUGGACGGAUCUGACGAACUUAAUUGUGAUGACGAUUUUGGCAACACCUAUUGGGAUCACCUGUACCGCAAAAGACCAGCUGCUGAAGUCGACGAAAUGGAUGUACAGAACUUUUCAUGUGAUAUGUUAAAAAUGAACGAAUCCGUAUGCAAAUGUAAAAGUGGUUCCCUGGAUUGCUCCUUGAGAAAGUUAACUUCAUUACCAAAAGGAUUACCCAAGAAUAACAUCAGCUUAUUAGACUUAACAGGGAACGAGUUCAGAACUUUGCACGACGACUUUUUUAACGGUCUUCCGGAGACAGAAUCAUUAAUUCUAGGAUCAAACAGAAUCAUUGCUCUGCAAGAGGACGUGUUCGAAAAUUUGGAAAAUUUGGUCGAACUAGAUCUCAGAAAUAACUACAUUGAAGAAAUUUCAGCAGUUAUGUUCGAACCUUUAAUCAGACUUGAAAAAUUGUAUCUGAACGGCAAUAGAAUACGUCAAGUAACUCCUCUAAGCUUCCCACAAAUUGAGAUGCUUUACACUUUGUCACUGAGUGACAACAGGAUCACGGAUCUCAGAUUUGGAAACCUUCCUGCUUUGGAACAUUUGUUUAUUUCUGGAAAUAAGUUGACGACACUGAAAAAUGAAACUUUUGAACAUCUGCAUCGAGUACAAGCCUUGAAUCUUAAUGAAAAUUAUCUCAUCGACUUUGAAGAUGGCACUUUUAAUCCCUUGAGUAACUUGACAUCACUAUAUUUGAAGGAGAAUCCGUUCAAAAGAUUGAGCGAUACAUUACUCCAGAAUGUUACUAGUCUUCAAUAUAUAUAUUUUUCAUCAUUUUCCCUUUGCCGAGCGGCGAUGCACGUCAGGGUUUGCGAACCUCACGGGGACGGCAUUUCUUCAGCCCGGCAUUUACUGGACAGCCCUGUCCUGCGAGCCAUUGUCUGGGUUAUGGCAUUCGUAGCAGUGGCUGGAAAUUCUUUGGUGCUCGGGGGCAGAUUGUUGACGAGAGCUAAUUGCCCAAAGCACUCUUUGUAUUUGAGACACUUGGCCAUCUCUGAUUUAUUGAUGGGGGUUUAUUUGACUGGAAUAGCAGUUGCUGAUAUAGUUUAUAGAGGCAGAUAUCUGCAGAACGAUGAAUCUUGGAGGGAAAGCAUUGGAUGUGCAGUUUGUGGUUUUCUAUCGACCCUAAGUUGCCAAUCAUCAACUCUCCUCCUAGCUCUGGUAACAUGGGACCGUUUGGUCUCUGUCACCAGACCCUUAGCUCCUAGGGAUCGUGGGGCUCAAGGGGCUUGGUUGAGGUUAGGGACCCUAUGGGCCUUGGCAGGACUCGCUGCUGUUGCUCCAUUGACUGGUCUUCAAUAUUUUGGAGAACAUUUCUAUGGAGGCAAUGGCGUCUGUUUGUCUAUACAUAUACAUGACCCAUACGCUAGGGGUUGGGAAUACUCAGCUCUGCUCUUCAUAGCUUGCAACACCCUGGCCUUGGCUUUCAUAACAUUUUCAUAUGCCAAAAUGCUCCGUGCCAUCAAGUUGUCAUCCGUGUCCCUGAGAUCAACUCAUGCCAGACAUGAAAGUGCAGUUGCCAGGAGAUUUGCCAUCAUCGUUUUCACAGACUGUUUGUGUUGGCUGCCGAUCAUAAUUGUCAAAAUUAUUGCUUUGUGUGGCAGUAAAGUGUCGGAGAACCUGUACGCCUGGUUGGCUGUGCUGGUGCUACCAGUUAAUUCAGCUUUGAAUCCGGUCCUGUACACUUUGACUACAGCGAUGUUCAAACAACAGAUGCGAAAAAUGUUCGCCAGCCUAACAUCUCGCUCCACCGGAGAUCCGAACCACUCCGGCUACGAGUCGGGUCUUAGCUUAAGCCUGUUCCAGCAGCAAGCAGGCGGCGGCAGCGGCAAACGGCGAUUGCUGAACAGGGUAAGCGCACUCAAUAGCAACAAAAAUUGUAGAAACGAUACGAAACAGUCGAAAAAUUCGAAAAAUAAUAAAAAGAAAUCGAAUAAAUGGAAAUUAGAUAAGAUUGAUGAAUGCUGCGAAUUUAGUUUUGCGAUGGGAAAGAUUAAUAUAGAAAUUGAGGAUAGAAAGGGUACCAGUUAG
Ctenocephalides felis (cat flea) is the source of this 2301-nucleotide messenger RNA. RefSeq names its product relaxin receptor 2-like. The transcript is spliced from 18 exons. Lineage: Eukaryota; Metazoa; Arthropoda; Insecta; Siphonaptera; Pulicidae. Gene Ontology annotation, cellular component: membrane. The record is from RefSeq and is a predicted model, not a curated record. Gene Ontology annotation, biological process: G protein-coupled receptor signaling pathway. Bases 1 to 2301 code for a protein of 766 amino acids. Gene Ontology annotation, molecular function: protein-hormone receptor activity; G protein-coupled receptor activity; protein binding.